Molecule: messenger RNA, 1187 nt
Organism: Papaver somniferum (opium poppy)
Lineage: Eukaryota; Viridiplantae; Streptophyta; Magnoliopsida; Ranunculales; Papaveraceae
Exons: 2
Coding region: 223-711 (162 amino acids)
Source: RefSeq, a predicted model, not a curated record
CGCUACACUGCCCCUCAGUCUUGGUGGUUUAGGUGUUUAUUCGAUGCAAGAUACAAUAUACUACUGUUAUUUAUCGUCGUGCUUGCAAACACUAGAAUUGCGGUAUGUUAUUUAGAGACACACGGCGUCAGUGGUUUUAGCUCCCAUAUUGAGGUAAAGAAGAACUUGACUUCCAAUUUUAAGUUGUGUGAACGUGAUUCAUUCCUAUGGCAGAGUAACCAAAUGAAGCAUGCCCUGGAUUUCUUACUGGUUAUCCAUGUCCCUGGUUUAAAUAAGCAAAUUGGUUCGAGGCAGUUUAGUGCUAUACUAUGUGAUAGACUCGGUAUCCCCUUGUUUGAACCAGAUAGUUUGUGCCCCUUCUGCAAGAGGGAGAUGGAUGUUUUUGGCGACCAUGCAGUGCACUGUACGAAUGAAAUUGGUUUAAAAUUUCUACAUGAUUUAGUACGUGACACGAUUGCAGACAUGUGUUAUCGGGCUGGGGUUCCUGCACGAAAAAAGGUGGAUUUGGGUUUUCUUACGAAAAACGGUACUUCCCUGAGACCGGCUGAUGUUCUUGUGCUCAAUUGGGAUAAUGGUCGGGACGUUUGCUUCGAUGUGACGAUCGUUUCACCCUUUGGUGGGAGUAAUGGUCGUACUUUGGAGGGGGGACACGCUAUCAGGGAUGCUGUCAAUCGCAAAAAUACCAAGUAUUUGGAAAAAUGCACUGCGUAAGGAUAUGGGUUUGGUGCUUUGGCUUUCACUACUAUGAGUGAGCUUGGUGACGGAACAACGGACUUCAUUAAACGGCUUCGCAACUAUAUGGCUAGUCAUGAUGCUAAUGUGCGUGUAGGUGAUUUCCUCUUUCAUAGGUUGAGUGUGGUAUUUCAAAAAGGAGUUGGAGCCUACCUUGUUGCUCGACUUUCGACUAGUUUUUUGUCUGAUGAGAAUUCUUUUGAUUUUCAUUAGUAAGCAAAAGAGUUUAAAAAAACUAAAUAAAAAAAUAAAAAAAUAAAAUGUAUAUUAUUAUUAAUAGGAGUAGUAUUAAAAUGGGAGUUAGUGUAUGGUUUAUAAAGGAAAGAGGGAGAAAUGAAAUAUGAGUUACAAACAUAAAUCAAAGAGGAAGAUGGAGUUAGAGAUUUUUGGAGAAGAAGAAUUAAGAAAAUCAGUAGAGGAUUAAUGAAAUUAAGGUUGAAUGUGAAACCCUUUCU